AUCUCCAUGCGCCUGGUGCCAUCAACAACAAAUGCAAUGGGGUUACACAUGCUGCGGCAGUUACACCUUAGUCGGGCGAAGCUCAAGGCUUCUAGUAAGACAUCUGCACUUCUCUCUGGCUUUGCUAUGGUGGCUAUGGUAGAGGUGCAGCUCCUGAAGAAAUGUGAGGACAAAUGUACCACUAACUGCCCUGAUGCUGACAACUGCAGCAAUAUCCCUGAUGGACUCCUCAUUGCGUUCUCAGUGUGCACCACGCUCCUGGUGGCUGUACACCUCCUGGCCCUCAUGAUCUCCACCUGCAUUUUGCCACAUGUUGAGGCCGUUGCUAGCCUGGCCCAUGUUGACUCCAUGACCAACCUUCACUCGGGCAAUCCAGGUGUCUAUGAGUCCCCCCAUGUAACUAUGCGAUGGUAUAUUGAGGCUGCUUGGACAUUUUCCACAGUGUUUGGCAUCUUGUUGUUCCUAAUUGAGAUAGGUAUCCUUAGCUGGGUUAAGUUUCUGGAUUACUCACCCACUGCUUCAGUUGUCUCAACGAUCUUGCUUGUGCCGAUUGUUUUGGUGUUUACUGGAUUUGCUUUUCACUUUUAUUACAAAUUAGUUGCCCACAAAGUUGAGAGUGCUGGAAAGAACCUUCAAGAGAUAGAAGAACAGCUGAGACAGCUUCAGGAAAGAACGAAUGAAAACCAGCCAAAUGGAGCCAAUUCUUCCAUUCAAGUGGUGUGAUUGUUUUGGUCAAGCCAGCAACUUGGGAAUCAUUUCAGGAAAGAAAUUUGGCAUUUAGAUCUUGUUCCUGUAUAAAGAUUGUAUAUGUGAUGUUUAGGAAUUAUAUUUUCUGCUUUGUGUGUCAUGUUUUUUUAUAUUGCUUCUAUUUUCUAAGGGGAUUGUCUAAUUUGCAGAUGAUUUUUAUAUUUAUCUAUUCAUAUGUUUUUAGUUUUGCCUGUCAAGCCCUUUCAUUCCUUUCAGUUUUGUAUGGGGUGCCAAGCAUUUUUUAUUAUGAUUUUAACAUGGAUGGUAUUUAAACAAUCAAGAGAAACUGUGUCUCUUCAUAUAUGUAUUAUUUUUUUAUGCAAAAAUAUGUUCAAUAAAGAAAACUUGAUUAUGAAAGCAUUUCCAGGGUUAAAGUUGUGAGAAAAAGAAUAUUUGUUAUAUUAAUAUAUUUAGCUAUAACUACUAAAUAACUACUAAAAAAGAUAUUUUUCCUUGAAUGAAUCUUUACUGUUAUGGGUGGAAAGACAGUGGAAAAGACAUAGAUAGUAGAAAAACCUUUAUUUAAAACCUACAAAGGUGUUAGACCAUAAAAUCAUUAUAUGCAUAUGAAUAUAGGAAUUAUUUAGAGAAAGCCUGCUUCAUCCUUAUAUUUUUAUCUAUUUAUUGUUUGUAUAUUUAUUUUUUGUGUUUGUUUCCCAUGAUUUUUAUGGUUAGAUUUUUAAACACAAAUGGCAUACUAAAUAUCUGGGGAAUUACAUGAGAUAUACAUCUCUCUCUUAAGAUUUGUGAUUUAUUAACCUAAAGUCUAAAGUGGAACAGAUUUAUAUAAGAAAUAGGUUAAACAAAGGUAAUCAGUUGUAUUAUAUGAAGUGCAAGAGGGAAGCCUCACUAACAAUUCUUCCCAAAAUCCUGGCUAUUCCACUGUCUGGUUCUAGGUAUACAGGUUGUAUUCAUAUAAUAUAAUAUUGUGAUAAGUAGCUAGUUCUCUUUUUUUAUGGUGAGUCGAUAUAAAUUCAUUUAGUAGUACAAAGUACAGUAACUAGAAAGAAGAAUGACAGCUUCAUUGAAAACCUUUGUUUCGAAUAAGAUAAUGCAACAAGAAAUUAUAAGAAUUGUUAAAUGAUUGAUGACGGAAACUAUAGUUUGGUAAGAAAUUAGGCAUUCCCUAUAAGUCCUUUAAAUUUUGUUAUAUAUAUUAUUCAUAUUAUUUAAAUACUUGGGAAUCUCUGAUUCAAGUUAGUGGCUUCCAAUAUCCACAUGUUGAAAAGUCUUUUAUUUGUUGAUUCUUUUAAGGAACAUCUGAAGACAGUUCUCAUUCUGUAGUCAUACAGUCUUGCAGAUAGUACCUUAAGAUAAUGAUAAAAAAAAAAA
Molecule: messenger RNA, 2079 nt
Organism: Penaeus monodon (black tiger shrimp)
Lineage: Eukaryota; Metazoa; Arthropoda; Malacostraca; Decapoda; Penaeidae
Gene: Orai
Product: calcium release-activated calcium channel protein 1-like
Biological process (GO): store-operated calcium entry
Cellular component (GO): membrane
Molecular function (GO): store-operated calcium channel activity
Source: RefSeq, a predicted model, not a curated record